Molecule: messenger RNA, 7789 nt
Organism: Paramuricea clavata
Lineage: Eukaryota; Metazoa; Cnidaria; Anthozoa; Malacalcyonacea; Plexauridae
Source: the annotation of a GenBank genome assembly
CAUGAUUUAUGGUACUAGCAAUUUCAUAUUAAGGAGUCGAACUUUAGUGCUGUACUUGGAUUGGCAAUAGGUAAGUGCCGUAUUUACUAUAUAUACCAACUGCCCAGAACUCGAAAGGCGAAAUAUCAAUCUUGAGUCAAAAAGAUUGAAAGCUUAUGCAUAAGUACUAAAUAUUGUAUCUGUUCCUUAUUCACAUGAAGAAAUGGUGGAAACGAUCCUUUGCAAGGGAUCUGAUCAUCUGAAGUAUUAUUUGACACAUAGUCAUAACCAAAGGUGGUCGUUCUAAUUACAGACUACAGUAAUGUUGUCUGGUAUAAUAUAGAUAGAGGAUAUUACACGGCGGCGCGAAGAUAUGACAGUUAUUUUUAUCUUCGAGUGGUGAAAACAAUAUUUUAUGAACGAGCGCAGCGAGUGAGUAAAAUAUUGUUUUUAACAUGAGAAGAUAAAAGUCAUAUCUUCAAGCCACCGUGUAAUGUUCUGUUUAUUAUAUAGUCCCGAAAAAUUGUGAAAUUUCACGCUCAAGAGCAAAUUGGAAAAAGUCACGUGAUCGAUAUCUUCACUGGUGAAGAUAUGGAAAAUAUCUCAUUGUGUUUUUCAGUAUCUCACUCUCUAUGAUAUAAAAAAGCCGGCAGGAUAUUUCCGUUCUUAGCAUGUGCUAUAUAUGGCUACAAAUCGUCACGUUAGUUGGUGAACAGCUAGACUAGCCAGUAGAAAUAAUAAGAACAAAAAAUGAUAUGGAACAGCCCUAUCCGGCGUCACGUACAAACCGCAUGAGAGCUUUUGAUUAAGAUGUUGAAAUCAUAGAAAGUAACCUCGCAGGCCAGUAGGAAAUUGGCUAUGUGGUUUGUCUUGUAAUUAGCAGUUGGUUAUAAAUAGAUCAAUAAAUUGACCUUAAAAAACCAGCAAUUGUGCUAAAGAGCACCUUAAAAAACUGAAGGUAUGAAAGAAAUGCGAAUCAGUCCGAAUUCAUCACUCGGACUAUUGCAGUUCCAAAUGAAACCGUGAUUAGUAUUUCUAACUAGUAAAACCAAGGACAAGUAGUGUGCCAAAACUGUAAAAAAUCAUUUUCCUUUCGAUUUCUAUAGAUUCUGCCUGUCAGUCCUACACCGGUACACAAUAAUUCUUUUCGACUGAAUCUGCAAACUUAUGAAGACGCAUUGAACUAACAUUCAAUGUGAAGACGAUACAACUAUCAUAUCUGAAAUGAGAUAAAAAAGAAUGAUUUCAAAAGCAUGUCGAACAUUAUAUCGACUUCGACCAACUUUUACCGAUAUUUCUUUCACUAAACCGAGUCUGGAAAUAAAGCAUAAACUAUAGUUUUCAGCAGUGAAUGAAAGUUCUAUACUCUACAGUUAGUCGCAAAAACCUAUAGUUAACAAUCUCAAUAAUAAUAAGAAGAAGAGAAAUCGUUUACUAAUCGUUUAAUAAAGCUUAUUAGUCUUUCUCGGCUUUUAUCAAGAGUGUUUUAAUUAAACAAACCGUCUGACAGUACAGUCUGUGUUUAUUCGGAGGCUUCAGACAGAAAAUAAUGGGGUUUUCUUAAUCAUAUGACAAAUUGGAUUGGUUUCAAUUCUGUUUCGCAAUGGUCAGUUAUAAGUUUGGGCUUGCACAAUAAACACUCUUCGAUAACUAGGGAUUUAAAGACACCACAAACUACUUUCAGACACCCAUAUUCUGCCAACCAUUUAAUCUAGAAACUUCUUUUGUGGUCAAAAAAUUACAAUAAAAGAAACUGCGAGAACACGCUCAAAAUUCCAGAAAUGUUCAGUAACCACCUUAAUUAGAAAACUCGAUAGGGCCUAUAGCACGUCUUCAUUCGCAUUAGACAUUGUUUGAUGUUUUUAAGCAUCGAAACAAUAUAUUGAGGGCCUAGUUAUUGUCUAUUGUGAAAUUACAGCUGUUUUGUUUUGAGUAGCGCAUCGAGCACGUAGGUUUUAUGACUUAUUUGAACUGGUGGUCGGCUGAAGCGCUAGCGAGAAAAACGUGGGCCUUACAAAAUUCCUUAACAAGAGCUAUCAAAUUCUUUUGUUUUCCUCAAAUUCUCAAAUCUAUACUUCAUCUAUCUAAUAAUUUUUCUGUGUUCUUUGCUCGAUGAGAUUCGAUAAUUAUUUAUAACUGUGAAAAUUAACAAGAGAAACUUGAAAAUUGUUUAAUUUACAAACAAAAAUGUUGAAAUACUUAUCCCUUGAAAAAUUCCAGUUUUCAAGGACAAAUAUUUGAACGUGUGGGGCCCGGCCGUGCAAGGCACGAUGGGAAUAUAAUUACGAGCAAUUCAUGUUGCCGCGUAAUGGGUUGGAUUUGUCGUUGUUUCUGAAAUAAUCGCUUUAGAAAUGAUUUUAAAAGCAGAAAUUCCGCUUAAAAUCAAGAGGAUCUUCUAAAAGAAGUCGCGGUUGGGUUAUAUACGAACCUGAUUGAAGAAUAAAAACGUUUUAAGUCGUUCAGCGACGUGUCUCUACUUGUGAAGUGUACCCCUCUCAAACCGAUGGCGACUACCGUCAACAAGAGCCCGUCUGGAGUUCAGGUUGUACAAUUUUUCGCGCUUUGUUUGUUAGAUAUAUAGGCGUAGUUUAGGAUUUAACACAUUCUCGUGUAGGUUUAAUAAAUACAGCUUAGUUUAAUGUAGUUUUAUGGCCAAAUGUUGUCUUUAGUUCCGGGAGAAUUAGAGCCGAACAGGCAUGCCCUUGUGUUUCAUGGGGUUCGAGUCGCAAGCACCGUAAAAAUAAAGUUUAAUUUUUCAAUAAACUUUACACAAUUGAACUCCAUGAACAUAAGGAAGUCGUUAUUUAAGGCUGAAUUUUAAAACCAUUAUUCUUUUGAGGCUCUCAAGUAAGCGAAAUUGAACAAAAUGAAAAUUAUUGCAUCACAACUAUUAAUUAAAACUCGAAAGGGAAACUAGACGUUUUGCGAUAUCGGUAAAAAUGGAAAAUUUUCCGUUUGUUUUUUUGGCAAAUUCAGCAGGUUAAAAGCUUAACUAAAACUUCAAAUGUUUUGUAAAAUGAUGUUGAAAAAAAUGGUUUAUAUUAAUUUCAAAGUUAUGUUGAAUUUUCUUUUAAAAAUCUCAAGCCAUAAUUUUCUGUUUUUGGACACACGCGCGGUAUCGUAGUUUUUCUUUUUCAAAAUGAAAUAUAACUUGAUUUUUUAAAAAUAAUUAUCCCAGGAUUUAAGAUUUAACAGGAGUUAUUUUAUUAUUUUUAUUUUACUUUAUUUUUUAUUUUAUUUAUCAACAAAGUUCUAAAAAUGUAAAAAGUCUGAUAGGAAACGUUGUUGCCAAAACAUUGUUUCCCAGCUGUCUUUCCUGAAAAUGGGCAAGCCAGGAAACAUGGUUUGCUGGUCAUGUUUCCCAAAGGUGGGCAAAUCAGGCAACAUUGCUUCCACAACAAAAUCACACAUAGGUUUCUGAAUUUGUUUGGAACAUUUUUGCUUUGUCGCCUCGUGGGAAGUAAAAAAUGUAUCCUCAAAGAUUGUAUCCUAGCCUUGUGCAAAACUGCUUAACUAUAUAUAUAUAUAUAUAUGUAUAUAUAUCACUAUAUAUAUUUUCAUUGUCAUUGGACAAUGAGCCUUGUUUGAAAUGAUGGUUGUCACAACUUUUGUCAACAGAAUGUUGCUUCUUUAUAUACUAUUGUCUUCAAAAUCUUUCAUCGUAAAAAUGCUGUGUUUCUCAAGUCUCUAUAGAGUAACAAAUUGUUAACUCAUUAAGUUUCAUUGUGCCCUAAUGUGCCCUUCUUUAUUAUUUACUCUGUGUAAUGCCAGACGAUUUUACUCCUCAAAGGGAGAGCGCUGAUGCUCAAUGGGUUAGGGGUACCAGAAUGACAGUUGCCUCGUGUUUCAUUCUUCAGGGUAUCCAAGGGCCUUGAAAAUCCUGGAAAGUCCUUGAAUUGGAAAACAAUUCCAGGACUGGAAAGUACUUGAAAAUCAGUAGAAGUCCUUGAAAGUCCUGGAAUUAAUUUCCUGAAUUCAAGUAUCAAAAUAGUAUGCACAGUGAAAAGUAUAAAAAUUACACUAUAUGGCCAAAAAUUUCUGUCGUUGCCGCAAUGAUCCACAGCAUUUUGUUCUCCCUCUACGGCAAUUGCUGUGAUAGAAUUCAAGCCCUGGUAUGAGCUCACAUGGCAAUAAUCUUUAGAGAACCAGUCAAGUACGAACAAAAAUCUCAAGAUAUCUAAUGUUGUCAUACUUUAUUUACAGACAAGAUACACAAGACACUCACGAGCACCACAUUUGGAGGACGAUCCACAAAUCGUCACAAGAAACUCGACAACAAGAAGCCAGGCCAGUGAACAUCCAAAUGAUGCGAUGAUGUCAACAGCUAACAAAGCGCCUGGGAAUGCUAGCUAUUUGCGACCGCGACGUGCAUUGGAACAUCUGCACAGCACUUACGAAACAUGUGAUUAUAGAGAAAAUAACGAUGAUGUAAUGUCUUACCAAAACGAAGAGGAUGUGACUCUUAUGGAUAACCAAUGUGAUAUGGUGAUAAAUGGUGAAAAUGGGGGACUUGAUAUGGAUAAUAUAGGUACAGAAGACAACUCUAAAGGCAGAAGUGGGAAGCAACUCAAGACAAUGGUGAACAGGCUUGCACCCACCCCGGGGUUUGUAGACAAGAAUUCACUACCGGUACCGUCGGAUCUAAUGACUCGCAACCGUGUAAGGCGUGUAGCAAGUCUGAAUGCUGGUGCAAAGGUUAGUCUAUUUUUUAAGCCAUCCAGCCCGCUUGCUGGUCGCUCUAUGACCGACAUAACAACACACUCGAAAAAAGUACACGAGGAGGAUGAAUAUGAGGAUUUCAUGGAUGAGGAUUACACGGUUAAACCUAGAGGCAGACCUCGGCUAGCGUGCAUUUCCACGAAUAAUUCAAAUUUUCUAAGAAGUCCAGAACUUCUAAACGAAGCUGCGCAUGUUUUUCAUGAAAAUACACAUGAGCUUCACUCGGAAAAUUCAGUCACCGUGAAGAACCUUCACGAUAGUUCGGCUUCUUUAAAACGCUUUCAAGACGCUGAUGAGGAGCUGUAUGAGGUGAAGAGGCCGAAAUUGGAUGGGGGGUUUAUGAGACAUAAAUAUGAACAGAACGGUGACUAUAACACAAUUAUUACUGAUAGACGAAUUGUAAAAGGCAAGGAGGUAGUUGAUGUCGGCUUACAAGUAAAAAUACCCAAAAACAAGUUGGGCAAGAAUCACGACUCCAUCCAGUGCACUUGUAGGUCAUCGACUCUCAUGGACAUCCCAGUAAAGAGUUAUGUCAGUACCUACGCCAACGGUACUUUAGUAUCAAUACCUAUCACUAAAACACACCGUCUGACCCCACAAGUCCCUGAAAAACCUCUACCCGAACUAGCGCAAGGCGAUUUGGCUAACCGGAGUAAACGGGUUGCAGGCUUGAAUUCGCGGGCUAUGUUGAACGCAAUACUCUCCGAUGAGCGGCAACUGCCCACAGUACAAAACGUUACUAAGCCCGCGCGCAAACUGCAACAGAAGAAAUCCUAUUACGAGCACGGCCUGAGUAAUACUGUUCCGAGUAAACUGAAAAUACCAAAGAUCACUUUUGCGGCGACGUCUACAUCAAAUUUCGGCGGACGUAAGAUGGUUGGUAAUCAGAAAGCUUCAUUGUGGUCGAAAUCUGGGCUUGUUAGCCAUGAUGGACCUAAGGUAACGAUUAUCAUUACUUGUUCAUUUGUAUUCAUCCUACAGGCUGCAAUGAUGUAGUAUAAUCACUUGGUUCAUGUGGGACUUGUAGUGAAGCUUUGAUGACACAAUCAUCCGCCUUUCACCUCCGAGAUUGUGGCUUUGAUUCUCGCUGCGGACUUGUGACACUUAUGUGAACAAAAGUCAGUCAACGCUCUAACGAAAGUCGUGGGUACCCCCCUCACCUCAAGAUUUAUGCUAUUUAUCUAUAUUUUUAGAGAACAAAUGGUUGGUUCUAUCUUGGUUCCCCGAUUAUCAAACCUUAUCACUAUGUAAGUUCUGAUGUGAAUCUAUUUUUCUCAUCUAUAUACUCAUGGUAAAAAUCCAAAUCCUUUUUCUAUGAGUUUGCAUCACUUCACUUCUUGCAGAAUGAUGCGAAAGUGAUGCGAAAAUAUUACAUUGGAAUCAAGAGGAAUGACGAGGUUAUCUAUGUUCGUGAUUCAGUCUUGUUGAAGUCAGGACCUCGUAGGAAAGAUCUGCCCUUUGUUGCUCGCGUCUCUGGCUUUUGGGAGGAAGAUGAUGGUAAGGGCCUGGGGCAAACAUUGUUGCGGGCACAUCUCGUAAGGGCCUGGGGCAAACAUUGUUGCGGGCACAUCUGAAAAUCUUGCAGUCUCCUCGAAUGUUUUCCUGUUUGGCCACCCUCGAAAACAUUUUUACGCAAACAAAAUUUCCUGUCUAGGAAGCAAAUAUUUUUCAACAAUAGACAAUUCCCAUUAUAGACUAAUCUUAAAACUAGGCAAGGAGAUGGAAAUACAUCACCACAGCUAGAAAAUGAGUAAAAUUGCAAAGUUUGGUUGCGAAAUGUUGUAAAAUACGGAAAAAAUAGCCUUGCAAAGUUUGCAAAUUUUGUAUAUUUUUAUAUAUUGGCCAAAAUGUGGUAGCAAUUUCCGCACGUAAUACAAAAGUAUACAAAAUUUGCAAACUUUGCAAGACUAUAUUUUCCGCAUUUUACAACAUUUCGCAACCAAACUUUGCCAUUUUACUCAUUUUAGAAUGCUCUUUCUAGCUGUGAUGAUUUAUUUGCAUCUCCUUGCCUAGAUUUAAAAGUAGUCUAUAAUGGGAAUUGUCUAUUGUAGUGAGUUAGCGAAACCCAACUGCAUGUAGAGCGCAGUGACAGGGUUGCAUCUGCCUUAUAUAUUCAGGUCCACAUGCGGGCGAGAUGAUGAUGAGCGUGUUAUGGUAUUAUCGUCCAGAACAGACAGAAAUGGGGAUGCAACCACAUAUUCAUGGCGAGGUAGUUGGUUUGAUUGUUUUACUUUUGAAAUUAAACUAAACUAACUUUUUGUGUGUGUUGAUGUACUCAGGUGAAUAUGAUGUUUGUGGUGUUACUCUGAGUGUGCAUCCACACCAGGCAAGCUGAACAGUUUGCCUGACCAUGGUAGGAAUCGAACCGACUUGACCUCGUAGCUCAGUUGGUAGAGCAUUGGACUAGUAUCCCAAAGGUCGCGCGUUCACCGUGGUCAGGCAAACUUUUCAGCUUGCCUGGUGUGGAUACACACUCAGAGUAACAUCACAAACAUAAACGAACUUUAUUUAUACUGGAGCCAACCUUCAUAUGAAGAACAGUGAACUACAAUUUAAAACUAACUUUAUCUAUACUGGGUAGGUCUAUUAGUUCUAUUCUGUUCUUCACAGAGGUCCAGUAAGGGCAAUCUCUUAUUGAUCCAGUGUUACUACAGGAAGAAACAGGAGAAGGCCCAGAGAAAACCCGGGUUAAACUGGAAGCCCUCACGUGCGAGUGAGGCGAAAUGAUGAACUGCGUAUUUCAGAAAGUGAGCCUCGGUUAUGGAGGCGAAGCAUGUAUGUGUACUACUAUUCACUAGCGAACUUAAGAUGAGCGAAAUCUAGUACGCGGACGUGACAAAAAGAUAGUUAAGCUUUUCUUUUGGAUUUAUUACCGGUUUAAAUUUGUUUUUCACCUGUAUCCUUCUUUGUUGACAAAAAUAAUCCAUAUUUUGUACCCAUGUUGUCACGUGCACGUACUAGAUUUACCACAUCUUAAGCCCUGUCUUGUUUGUGUAUAGAACGAGAUCUUGGCGUCACGUCACAAAGAUGAUAACAGUGUUGCAUGUAUUGUGGAUAAAUGUUACGUUCUUAGCUAUCCAGAAUAUUGCAG